Molecule: messenger RNA, 534 nt
Organism: Aspergillus uvarum CBS 121591
Lineage: Eukaryota; Fungi; Ascomycota; Eurotiomycetes; Eurotiales; Aspergillaceae
Exons: 1
Coding region: 1-534 (177 amino acids)
Source: RefSeq, a predicted model, not a curated record
AUGCCUGACAGUACUGAGAAGCCGCAGCAGCCGUCGUCGCAAUCCACUCCGACGGAAGUCCGCCUCUUUGGGGAAGGGGAGCACACUCACGGUGCGCCCAGAGAGAAGCUGACCUUGGAGGAGAUCUACAGAUUCGCCGGGAAGCAAGAGGAAACAUCUUUGUUCACAGAUGACCAUCACCUUGUGCAGAUCUGGAGGCCGGAGGACCUCAAGCGCUCGCCUCUACGGAAAGUGCGAGAUACAUGCUCCAAGCUCUUGGGCCACCCCGCCGCCCCGCCACUGGCCCCGGGCCACUACCGGCUGCGUUUCAAAUGCGGCGACACCCAAACCACGGUGGACUGGCCAGAGGAGCAGACUGGGGCCUAUUUCGUCAAGUUUGCCAAGGAUGUCGGCUACUACUGGAAGGGGGGUCUCCAAUUCACCCCCAUGGGGACAUUCUACGGCGAUAGACAGGCCAAGCUCGCACGCGUGGGCGAGGGAAUGCGUCUGGCGGACUGUUAUGAUAUCACGUUCGUUCAGUACAUCUCGGCGUAA